AUGGGGACGGCGGCGAGCCACAGCAGCGAGGAGGAGGAGGAGGGUGCCGAAGAGGGCAUGGAGGGGGCGGCCGGCGCGCCCCAACCCGGCGCGGCCGCGCCGGCGCUGCCGCCGGCCGAGGUGCUGCUGGAGCAGGCCCGGCUGCGGGAGGCCACGGCGCGGCUGCGGGAGGCGGCCCUGCCCGAGCCGCUCGUGUCGCGGCACCACAGCGCGCUGGUGCGAUGGCUGGAGGAGCGGCUGAGCCGCGGCGACGAGGCCGUGAGCCUGGAGCAGUUCUGCGAGGUGCUGGAGAGUGUGUCCCGGCUGGCGGCCGGCUCCCGCGGGGAGAGCGAGGAGGCCUUUGCACAGUUUGAUGCUGAAGGAGAUGGCACUGUGGAUGUGGAGAAUAUGCUGGAGACUCUCAAGAAUUCUAGUGGAGCAAAUCUUCAGGGAGAGCUGAGCCAUGUAAUCAGGCAACUGCAAGCUUGUUCACUGGUGCCAGGGUUUAUUGAUAUAUUUUCUGAAUCGAAAGAGCGCCUGGGCCUUCACGCCUCGAUGAUCCUGAGGUUCCUGCACAGGAACCGCAUUUCCAGCACGGCCAUCCCGUACCCAGCGCUGGAGUACUUCAACAACAUCUGCACCAUGCGCUCGUCCGUGCUCAAGGAUUCUCUGGAUCGACUUCUCCUAAAAGAGAGAGAAUACCCCAGUGAUCUGAAUGGUAAUGAGGAGUCAGACAAGCUGAAGUCUGUCACAAAGUGCUACACACACAUUGAAACCUCCUCCAAUUCCGCUGAUAUCGACAAGAUGACAAACGGAGAAACUUCCUCCUUCUGGCAGUCGGACGGGAGCGCUCGGUCCCACUGGAUACGUUUAAAGAUGAAACCAGAUGUGGUUUUGAGACACCUGUCCAUUGCAGUGGCAGCUAAUGACCAGAGUUACAUGCCACAGCAGGUCACAGUGGCAGUGGGAAGGAAUGCCAGCAGUCUCCAGGAGGUCCGAGAUGUUCACAUUCCAAGCAAUAUCACUGGCUACGUAACACUGUUGGAAAACGCUAACAUUAGUCAGAUGUAUGUACAGAUAAACAUCAAGCGUUGCCUUAGUGAUGGAUGUGACACCAGGAUCCACGGGCUGCGGGCUGUGGGCUACCAGAGAGUGAGGAAGGUGGGAGUGUCCGUGUGCGACGCCUCGGCCAUCUGGUACUGGUCCCUGCUGACCUCUCUGGUGACAGCUUCCAUGGAAACAAACCCAGCAUUUGUUCACACCAUUUUACAGAAUACUCAGAAAGCACUGCAGCACAUGCCACCUCUCUCCCUAACACCAGGCUCCACAGAUUUUUCAAGCUUCUUGUCACCAAAUGUUUUGGAAGAAGUAGAUAGCUUCCUUAUCAGAAUAACAAGUUGUUGUACUACUCCAGAGGUGGAGCUGACACUCCUGGCCUUUGCCUUAGCCCGAGGGAGUGUUGCCAAAGUGCUGAGUUCCCUUUGUGCCAUCACUGAUCAUUUGGACACUCCAUACAAGGCUUCCUCACUGAUCUCUUCCAUGGCAGCAGUCAGGCAGAACCUGCUCUAUAAAUACGGAAAGCCUUUACGGCUCACUCUGCAAGCAUGUGAUGUAAAGGGAAAAGAAGAUAAAUCAGGGCCUGAAAACCUCCUUGUAGAGCCAUGGACUGGGGAUGGUUUUCUGACUGAAACUGGGAGAACCAGAGCAAGUAUCAUUCUUUCUACUGGAACUGAAUCUUCAUUUCAAGUGACACAAAUUAGAAUAAAGGUGCGCCGUGGUGCCAUUGGGGCUCAGUGUGGGCUGGUGUUUGCCUACAAUGGAGCCUCAGAAAAGUUCCAUGCUGAGGAACACUUCAAAAGGUUUGAGAGCUAUGACAAAUGGAAGCUGAGGGAAUUCAAACAGUUCUUAAAAACCAGAAGCAGUUAUUCAUGUGAUGAUUUGGGAGAUGAUGAUCCUAUUGGCUGGUUUGAAGUAGAAGAAGAAUGGGAUGAAGUUGAUGUCAAAAUGCAGCAAUGUAGAGUUUCCCAAUACUUGAUGAUAAAGUUCCUGUGCACCAGACAAGAGUCAGCAGAACGGCUCGGGGUGCAGGGGCUCAGUGUCCUGGGCUACCUGCGGCCCCUGCGGGAUGAGCCCUGCAGGACCAUGAGCUGCCUGCAGUGCAGGAAAACUGAGGAUGACACAGUCUGUGGCACAACUCUGCUCCUCAAGACACUUCAUUUCAUCCAGCAGCUGGCACAGGACCUGGUUCAGCAGAAGGAGAGUGGAUUAAAAUACAAGUCAUUUUUAGAUUUCACAGGCCUUGAUUUGCAGCUGUUCUGGAAUUUUUACAAUAAACUGCACCAAAAGCCGAGGGAAGAAUGUAUCUUUGCUCAAACACUGCUGUUGCAGCUUCUCCAGAGCUGCUUCUUUGUAUUUACUGGAGAUAAUAAAACUGCUAAACCUCAAGAAACUCCUCAGAGCAAAACAGCUGGUCACACAGAAGCUGCAGAAGAGCUUUAUAGACAUUUGUGUGAAGUAGUGGAUAUGGGGGACAGUAACUCCAUGCCAAUGAAAAUGCUGAAAGAGGAAGUUAAGAACACCUUACUCAGUGGAGCAGCAGUUUUUUUCCCAGAUAGACAGACCAGGCGACACCAGCUCUUCACCAUGAUGAAAAACAUCACAGAGCAAGAGCAUAAGCAAUCUCUACAUCUUGCCUUCAGAUCCUUGUGUACCCACUUCAGUGAUCAAGAUCCAGGUGGACUCUUAUUAUUACCAGAGAAAGGAGUUACUGCAAAUUUUGACAUAAGUGAAGUAUUAUCAGUCAUGGACACCCUUCUGCUUGUGGCAGCAAGAGAGUGUGAAAUGAUGAUGCUGGAUGUUGCACAGCAAGAGAGUGGCACAGUCUUGUCUUCCUUAUUCUGGUCUGUUCAGGGCAGCCUCCUUUCCUGGUGCUAUCUGCAGCUUAAAGGCACUGAUAAUUCAGCCAAGGAUCUUGCAGUAGAAAUACUUAAAAACUAUGUGGGCCAGUUCCUGACAAAUAUCAGAACAAUUUUGCAGUCACUCUUAUCUCAAUAUAGUGGCAAAAAAAUAGUAGAAAAAAUAAGUAGCUCUGUCUUUGCUAUGGCAACUCGUCAGCUGGUCAUCUUCUUGUUGGAUUUUUGCACUUUAGACAUUCCGUACUGUACUCUGCUACAGGGAUUCAGCACUUUGAUAGAACCACUGAAAAGCCUUUGUAGUGAACCUCAUAAGAUGGACAUGGAAAGCUGGCAGCAGGAGCAGCCUGUAGUAUUGCGGACAUGGACAAUGGAGUCACCUCAUAACUAUGAAAAUAAUUGCCAUGAGGUCUCAGUCUUCCUGUGUCAUGGGGCAACUUACUUUGAGGUGGAAUUUGAUGAAAAAUGUGAAACUGAAAGGAGGUAUGAUUACCUGGAGUUUACUGAUGCCAGAGGGGCAAAAACUCGUUACGAUACAAAGGUUGGCACUGAGAAAUGGCCCAAGAAAGUGACCUUUAAGGCUGGCCCACGGCUGCAGUUUCUCUUUCACUCUGACAGCAGCAAUAAUGAGUGGGGCUACAAGUUCUCUGUCACUGCUUACGGCCUCCCAGACGUUGCCGUGUCUUGGGGCUUGGAUUUACAGCUGCUUGUCUCCCGCCUGAUGGGGCGCUUGGCUUCCCGCAGCAUGGCCCUCAGAUCCCUGCGAGAAUUAGGUAGUGAAGCAGACUUGCCUCCUUUGAAAGUAACAGCAGUUCUUAAUUCUCCUCUGUGGAAGCUUGUCUUCAGGCAUCAGAUGUGUUCUGAGGCACUCCCGGGGGCCAGGCAAAGCACUGCCAAGCACCAAGACAAAAAUAAGGCUCGGAGCUCUCCCCACGACGUCUGCCGUAAAUUUCUUAUCGACUUUGCAAAAUCAGAUCCUGCCCAGGACUUCAGUGGGCAAAAAUCUGAACUUUUCAGAGGACUUAUACAGGCAUGUAAAAAACAGACCCCAAAGACAGAUGUAGUUGCUGGUCCUACUGUUGAUCAAGCUGUGAACUCAACAUUUGCUGCUUUGGUGUAUCUCACUCCAGAUUUAUUUGAGAAGCUUCAAAAAUAUGUCAACAGUGGAGGCAAGGUGCCUUUGAGUGAUGAAUUUGCACAAGUAUAUUCCCUGGCUGAUUCCAUUAGAAUAUGGAUGUUGGAAAUGAAGCAGAAAUCCCUGAUGGGGAGGGGAAAUGAUGCUGAGGAGAAGCAGAACACAGAAGCAAGUGAGGUGAACCCAGAAACUCUCGCAAAACUUUGUGUGCAGAAGAGCCUUUUGUUACUGAAUUUUUUGCCUGUAAGAGCAAAGACGAAAGAUUCUGCCUCAGAGAAUUUGGAAGCCCAAGACAUGGAUGAUCCCCAGCAGUAUGUGAGGGAUAAAUGCCAAAGACAAGGAUCAACUGUGGACAUGGACUUCCAGGCAGCACAGCCAGUGUCAUCCCGUUCAAAAGAAAGGGUUCAAACCUCACAGUCUGAUCUGAAAGUUAAACAAAUUCCAGGCCUCCACCAAGCAGAAGCUGCAUCUGCAUUUCAUAGUAAGCCUGUUGAAAGUGCAGCUUCCCAGCAGGAAGAUGUGUCAUCACCUCCUUCCACUCCUACACGGAAGUCUCAGCUGGGCCGGGGAAGACUGAGGCUGCUGUCCUUCAGGUCAAUGGAAGAGCCAAGAGCUGUGCCUACUGUGAAGGAAAAAUAUCCUAUUUUGAAGAACAUAUUAGACUUUAUUAAGGAUCAAUCACUUUCACAUGAAAGUGUUUUAAAGGUUCUUGCUUUGAGAAAAUCCCAAGGGCAGAGCAUUAUGGAAGUGCUCAAGACCAUCCGCCAGUGCCUGGACUCUCUUGGGCAGCCUCACUGCUUCCACCCACCCUGUGUACUUUUUCUCCUAGAACUUCUAGCCUGUCAGAAAGAUUUUACAAACUACUUUGGAAACUUGGAAGGCUGUGGUGCUGAGCUACACAAAGAGAUUCGAGAGUCCUACUAUCAGCUUGUUUUGUUCCUGGUCAAUUCUGUCAAGGGAUUUAGUACAAUUAAUGACAGGUCAUUGCUUCCUGCCUUAUCCUGUGUGCAGACAGCUCUUCUCCACCUCCUGGAUAUGAGCUGGGAGCCCAGUGAUCUUUCCUUCUUCGUGGAGAUCCAGCUGCCCCAUCUCCUCAUGACAACCUCACAGGAGAACAUCAGCACCCAUGACAGUGUCAUUUGCCAGUGGAGUGAAGAAGAUGAAAUUGCAGACUACAAGCAAAACUGUGAAUGGAUGGAUGAAUGUCAGGAUGUGACGUUUGAGACCUGGUAUGAAAAGAUAACUCAAGCUGACCCAGAGAAGCAGAGAAAGAUGCACAUGUUUGUUGCUCGUUACUGUGACCUGUUGAACGUGGACAUAUCCUGUGAUGGCUGUGAUGAAAUUGCGCCGUGGCAUCGCUACCGCUGCCUGCAGUGCAACGACAUGGAUCUAUGUAAAACUUGUUUCCUUGGUGGAGUUAAACCUGAAGGACAUGAGGAUGACCAUGAAAUGGUGAACAUGGAAUAUGCCUGUGAUCACUGCCAAGGAGUUAUCAUAGGUCGGAGAAUGAACUGCAAUGUUUGUGAUGACUUUGACCUUUGCUAUGGAUGCUAUCAUGCAAAGAAAUACUCUGACAGCCACCUCCCCACGCACAGCAUGACCGUGUACCCCAUGGUGACCAUCCGCAUCAGCGACCGGCAGCGCCUCAUCCAGCCCUACGUCCACAACUACUCCUGGCUGCUCUUUGCUGCCUUGACUCUCUACAGUGCAGAUCUGGCAAAUGGGGAGGAAGUAGAAGGAGAGAAACUGGAUCCCCAGGUCCUCAAUCAUGCCAGAGUUCUGCAGCAUCAGUGCAUUCAGCUCAUUGGGGACUGCCUGAUGAAAGCACAGCAUGGAAAAGGACUGAAAAAUUCAGCUCUACUCUGCAUGUUACCAGAAGAUGAGUCCUUCUCAGAGAAUGACAAUGUUUCAGGCAGUCCUCCCACAGACAGUGCUCCAAAAAGUCAUCCUGGUGAUAGAGCAGGGAAGGGAAGAGAUGAGAAACGUGGCACAGGCUCUCUGGUGCAUCGUAGUGGGAAAGGAGAUACUCACAAGGAAAUCCAGUCUCCUGCAGAAGAUAAAGUAGGGAAACAAGAAAUUGAAAUCAAAGCUGUCUCUGCAAAGAAAGCUGUUGUGAGACAAGAGUCAGACUUGUCUGUGGAUGGGAAUGGUCCUGCAACAGCAGGUGACUCCCUCUCAGAGGAUUCAACCCAAAAACCAACAGAGAAGGUUUUAAUACCUAGCCAGGAACAAGUUUUUGCUGAAUGCUCUCAGAAGAGGAUUUUGGGGUUGCUGGCAGCUAUGUUACCACCUUUCAAAUCAGGCUCCACAAUGUCUCUGAUCAACCUGGAACAAAUCCUUCCACUGAUGUUUCAUGUUGUAAUCUCAAAUGCUGGCCACCUGAAUGAAACUUAUCAUUUAACCUUGGGACUCCUGGGCCAGUUAAUCCUCAGGCUUAUGCCUGCAGAAGUGGAUGCUGCUGUGACUAAAAUCCUUUCAGCCAAACAUAAUUUGUUUGUACCAGGAGAUGGGUCUACAGUGCCAGAAGGGUGGAAGACAACUCAUCUUCUGUUCAGUCUGGGAGCUGUGUGUUUAGACAGCCGUGUAGGGCUGGACUGGGCCAGCUCCAUGGCAGACAUCCUUCGGGCUCUGAACUCCUCUGCACAGUGGCACGGAGUGAUUGCUGCUUUCACUGACCACUGCAUCAAGCAGCUGCCCUUCCAGCUAAAGCACACCAACAUCUUCACUUUGUUGGUGCUGGUUGGCUUUCCUGAGGUGCUGUGUAUGGGCACUCGUUCUGUGUACAUGGACAAUGCUAAUGAGCCUCACAACGUGAUCAUCCUGAAACACUUCACUGAGAAAAACAGGGCAGUGGUUGUAGACAUCAAAACCCGAAAGAGAAAAACAGUGAAAGACUAUCAGUUGAUUCAGAAAUGUGAGCAGGAGGGCAGUGAUUCCCAGACCCAGCUGAGACAGUACCUGCAGCACUUUGUCCUCAUCUCCACCCACCUCCUGCAGACCAGCAUGGACAGCAGCUAUGCUGAGGCCGUGGAAACAACCUGGGUCUUGUCACUUGCUCUGAAGGGCCUUUACAGAACUCUGAAGAUUCAUGGCUUUAAGGAGAUCCAGUCUGCCUUUCUUCAGUCUGGUUUGCUCAAACUUCUGGUGAAGAAGUGUAGCAAAGGAACUGGCUUCAGUAAGACUUGGCUUCUCCGAGACUUGGAGAUUUUGUCAAUAAUGCUGUACUCCUCAAAGCAAGAUAUCAGUUCCCUGGCUGAACAGGAGGAUACUGAACUGGAAGACAGGGAACAGGAUCAAGAUGUGGAGCAGCCUGUUGUUGGUCCUGUUGAUUCAGAGCAGAACAAACUUGAUCCUCUGGAGGGCCUGGAUGAAGCCACCAAAAUAUGUUUCUUGAUGACACACGAUGCACUUAAUGCACCUCUCCACAUUCUUCGAGCCAUGUAUGAAUUGCAGAUGAAAAGAACAGAUUCCUUUUUCCUGGAAGUUCAGAAGAGGUUUGAUGGAGAUGUGAUCACCACGGAUGAGAGGAUCAGGACACUGGCUCAGAAGUGGCAGCCCAGCAAACGCUUGAGACUGGAGGAGCAGAGUUCCAAGGCAGUGGAUACAGAUAUGAUCAUCUUACCCUGUUUGUCCAAGCCUGUCCUCUGUGAUAAAGCAACAGAAGAAACCAAUCCUGUAGCCCAGAAACUCAUCACCAACACAGAGAGUGACCUGCAGCUCAGCUAUGCCAAGCAGCGACGCACCAAGAGCUCCAUCCUCCUGCACAAGGAGCUGGACUCCAGGAGCAAAAAGGCUGUGAGGGAAUACUUGUACCGUGUCAAUGAGGCAAUUGCAGUUCUGUAUGCCAGGCAUGUGCUGGCAUCCUUGUUAGCUGAGUGGCCUGAUGAUGUGGCAAUAAAUGAGGAAAUCCUAGACCUCAGUGGCCCAGCCCAUAUGACAUACAUCCUGGACAUGCUGAUGCAGCUAGAGGAGAAGCAGCUGUGGGAAAAAAUUCUCCAGAAAGUGCUGCAUGGCUGCAAGGAGAGCAUGCUGGGGACCAUGGCCCUGACAGCCUGUCAGUUCAUGGAGGAGCCAGGGAUGGCAGUGCAGAUGAGGGAAUCCCAGCAUCCUUACAACAACAAUACCAACUUUGAGGAUAAAGUUCACAUUCCUGGUGCUAUCUACCUCUCCAUCAAGUUUGACUCGCAGUGUAACACGGAGGAGGGCUGUGAUGAGCUGCUCAUGUCCAGCAGCAGUGACUUCCAGCAGGACCGGCACAGCUUCAGUGGCUCUCCCCAGAAAUGGACUGACUUCGAGCUUCCAGGAGACACACUCUACUACAGAUUUACUUCUGACAUGAGCAACACUGAGUGGGGUUAUAAGUUUACAGUGACAGCAGGUCAUCUGGGAAGGUUUCAGACAGGGUUUGAAAUUCUCAAGCAGAUGCUGUCUGAGGAAAGGGUAAUUCCUCAUCUUCCACUUUCCAAAAUCUGGGAGUGGCAGGUGGGAGUGGCAUGUCGCCAAACGGGGCACCAGCGUCUCAAGGCCAUCCACCUGCUCCUGAAAAUUGUGCAGUGCAGCAGCCAGGGGGACUGUGACCUCACCUUAUUGAAGCCACUUUGGCAGCUUUUCACCCAUAUGGAAAACAACUCAUGUCAGGACACAGCCAAGCCUGGUAUUCUCCUUCCUCUUCAUCGUGCACUGGCAGAACUCUUCUUUGUGACAGAAAACAGAGUUACUGAGCUUGGAUCUCUACAGGAGUAUUUGCUUGCCUUAAAUACUGAAGAUCAUCUUCAUCGCUGCACAGCACAGGCCCUGAAAAACAUUGCUGCUAUCAGCCUUGCCAUUAACUAUCCAAAC
Sturnus vulgaris (Common starling) is the source of this 8865-nucleotide messenger RNA. RefSeq names its product zinc finger ZZ-type and EF-hand domain containing 1 (gene ZZEF1). Gene Ontology annotation, molecular function: calcium ion binding; zinc ion binding. The record is from RefSeq and is a predicted model, not a curated record. Lineage: Eukaryota; Metazoa; Chordata; Aves; Passeriformes; Sturnidae.